GCCUCUGCAUGCAUGUGGCCUGAAGCAGCACAGCCAGCAGGGAGAUGAUAGGACAGGCCUUGGCUGUAGGGCUCUUUCUGUGUUUCUGUCCCUGGGUCCCAGAGGCUGAAGGCGGCCGGGGGGAGCCGUUGUGCCACGCCACAGGGGUGACCAGCUGUCAGGAGUGCCUGGCGUCCGGGCCGCAAUGCGCCUGGUGCAAAGCAGAGGGCUUCGUCAGGCUUGGCCAGCACACCUGGGAGCGCUGUGGUACAGUCCAGGCUCUGCUGGCGCGGGGCUGCCCCCCAGCUGCUCUGGAGGACCCGCGGGGCUCCAGCGUGCUGCUGCAGGACCGGCCCGUCGCCUCCCGCCGCAGGGACCCCGGGCACCACCCCCACGACGUCACACAGCUGCAGCCACAGAAGGUUCUCCUGAAGCUACGACCAGGGGAACCCCAGACCUUCGAGGUGAAAUUCCGACGUGUCGAAGGCUACCCUGUCGACAUGUACUACCUGAUGGACCUGUCCUUCUCCAUGGAGAAUGACCUCCUUAAUGUGAAGAAGCUGGGCACGGACCUGAUGGAGGAGAUGAGGAACAUCACGGAGGACUUCAGAAUCGGUUUUGGGGCAUUCGUGGAUAAAACGGUGAUGCCCUACAUCAGCACGUCUGAGCAGAUGCUGAAGAAUCCCUGUAAGAGGGUGGAACUCAAGCCCUGUGCCCCAGCCUUUGGCUUCCAGCACGUUCUGAGCCUUACCAAUGAUGGGAACCUUUUCAGCCAAAUGGUGGGGGAACAGCAUAUAUCAGGAAACCUGGAUUUGCCAGAGGGUGGGCUGGAUGCACUCAUGCAGGCCGCUGUCUGUGAGGAACAGAUCGGCUGGAGGAACGUGACCCGCCUGCUGGUUUUCUCCACGGAUGCCGGCUUCCACUUUGCAGGGGACGGGAAGCUGGGAGGGAUCAUCCUGCCCAGUGACGGAAAAUGUCACCUGAAGGACAAUGUCUACACCAUGAGCACGCGCCAGGACUACCCGUCCCUGGCUCAUCUGGCCGAGAAGCUGAGGGAGAAGAACAUCCAGACCAUCUUCGCCGUGACCCAGGACGUGGUCCCCCUGUAUGAGAAACUGAAGCAGAUAUUUCCUACUUGUACUGUUGGGACCUUAUCAAAUGACUCCCACAACAUCCUGCAGUUGAUUGUCGAGGCUUACAAUGCUCUGACCUCGGAGGUCAUCAUGGACAACAGCGAGCUGCCCCCUGGGUACCAGAUUGAGUACAGCAGCACCUGCAAGGGUCACGUGACCCAGACGGGGGAGGCAGGACGCAGGUGUUCCGGUGUCUCUAUUGGAGAUGAGGUGACCUUCCAGGUGAGUGUGACGGCGCCGCCCUGCACGGCUGAGACGGCAGAAUCGCAGCUGCUGAUCAAAGCGCAGGGCUUCAGCGAGGAGGUGGAGGUGCUGCUCCACCCUCUGUGCCGCUGCCAGUGUGCCAAGGACAGCGAGCCCCACAGCCACAACUGUAGCGGGGGCCACGGGACACUGGAGUGCGGGGCCUGCAGGUGUGACGUAGGUCACGUUGGCACAUUCUGUGAGUGUGAGGCAGCCAUGGCAACCAUGGGCGACCUGUGCCGACGAGACAACGCCUCGGAGGUGUGUGGCGGGCGCGGUGACUGCGUGUGCGGCCAGUGUGUGUGCCACAAGCUGCGCCGGAAUUCCGAGCAUGCCUACUACGGGGAGUACUGCCAGUGCGACGACCUGCACUGUGAUCAGCACCAGGGUGUCCUGUGCGGAGGGCGGGGCAGGUGUGAGUGCGGUGUGUGCCGCUGCUCCCCGGGCUUCAGCGGCAGCGCCUGUGAGUGCCCCACCUCAACGGCGACCUGCCUGGGACCCAACAGCCUACUGUGCAGUGGGCGGGGCCGCUGUGUCUGCGGCACCUGUGUCUGUGGGGAUGCCCGAUUCCAGGGCCCCAGCUGCGAGCUCUGCCCCAGUUGCCCGGACGUGUGCGUCAUGCACAGGGAGUGUGUGCUGUGCCAGGUCUCUGCCCCGGGUUUGGCAGAUGAGCACUGCAACACUGAGUGCAGUUCGCUGAACCUCACGCUGGUUCCAGACCCCCAGCUCCUCCCCCAAGAGCGCCGGGAGGCGGGGCUUCGGCGGUGCCGUGAGAGGGACGCUGAUGGCUGCUGGGUGCAGUUUUCCCAUCAGGCCGAGUGGGGGAACACCUCUGCCCACCUCACCAUAGCCUUCCAUAAAGAAUGCCCACCAGGCCCCAACGUGGUCCUGAUCACUGCCGUGGUGUCGGGCUCUGUGGUCCUGCUGGGCCUGGCUCUCCUGCUGCUCUGGAAGCUUCUUACCACCAUUCAUGACCGCAGGGAAUUCGCCCGUUUUCAGAACGAGGUGGAGCGCGCACGCUGGGACACGGGCGAUAACCCGAUCUACAAAAGUGCAGUGACCACAAUCAAGAAUCCAAAAUACAAGGCACACUGACACCCUUCCACACGGUUCCCAGGCUUCCUUACACUUCCUGUUUGGAAUUUCACUUAGCAGAGCACAAUGGGCUGUAACUGUACCCAAAGUAAAGUAUUUGGCAUGUGGGGUUAGCCUCACUUGCUAACUGUCGCUAACCAUGUUACGUUUAAGUGACGUUUCUGAGUGACCCUAAGCAACAUUCUGAGUGUUCAGUAAGAGAUGCAGGAGGUUAUGCUUAACAGGGGCCAAUAUCAGUCUUUUUUACCAGGAUAGAAUUGUUAUAUUUUGUAAAAUGCAUAAUGCAGCUACUACAAAAUGGAAAAUAUUUCAUGCUACCUGCAUAUACCAAGAAUUAUCAGAUAAAUGUGAGAAAUUAUCAGAUAAAUUAAUUUUCUAUAAAUUUGUCAACUCUAAAAGUCAAAAUGCUUGUGUUUCCCACUCAGUGAUUUUUUCUUUGAAAAGUAUGAGGGUGUGGUGAUACCCCUUAGUCCCUCAAGAGGGCAGCAAAACAAAUAAUUUCUGUUACACCGUUCACUGUAUUUUAUAAUGACGUAAUGCUAAAUGCGGGUUGAUGUCUGGUGUACUGACUUGUAUGCUGUGUCUGUAUAAAUAUGCAACGUGCGUAGUUUAAAUUUAUACUAUAAAUGCAAUAAAACCUCUGUUAUGAAACAUGA
Messenger RNA from Paramormyrops kingsleyae, 3106 nucleotides. Its product is annotated as integrin beta-1-A-like. Gene Ontology annotation, molecular function: integrin binding; collagen binding involved in cell-matrix adhesion; C-X3-C chemokine binding. Gene Ontology annotation, biological process: cell-matrix adhesion; cell adhesion mediated by integrin; integrin-mediated signaling pathway. Lineage: Eukaryota; Metazoa; Chordata; Actinopteri; Osteoglossiformes; Mormyridae. Gene Ontology annotation, cellular component: synapse; cell surface; integrin complex. The record is from RefSeq and is a predicted model, not a curated record.